Molecule: messenger RNA, 2499 nt
Organism: Cucurbita maxima (winter squash)
Lineage: Eukaryota; Viridiplantae; Streptophyta; Magnoliopsida; Cucurbitales; Cucurbitaceae
Exons: 5
Coding region: 1147-2397 (416 amino acids)
Source: RefSeq, a predicted model, not a curated record
AACAGACGCGUUUUAAAAAUCUUGAAGGGAACCUUAAAAGGGAAAUAGAGAAAACAAUAUCUGCUAGCAGUGAGUUUUGCCGUUAAAUGUGAAAUGGAUAUUGACUGAUGACAUGCUCUCCUCUCCAUACAGCUUUUCUCAGGAUGUGAUACACUUGCAUGUGCGGUUUGUAUCUUCGUCCUUCGUCUUCAAUUCAUCAUUUUGAAGUACCUGCAAUGCCAUUUUCUGAAAGUUCUUGUUUUCUUUUCAGUUUGAAUCCUUAGCUUUUGGAGGCACUGUCGCGUGUGGAAUGAAUACUUUUUUCUUGUGGGUUAUUGCAGCCAUUCCUUCUUAUGGAGCUACGUGGGAACAGCAAGUAGCCAUUAGUCAGAGUGAGUAUAGGUGCUCAAGGUUAAGCUCAACCAUUUUGGAAAAUCCUUACCAUAUUUAAGCUGGGUUCCAUUGCUUCCAGCUGUGCCCAUUGAAGUACUCCUUGGUGGAAUCCUGGCUUGGUAUGAUCUUGAGCUAUUGAAAAUCAAACAAUUUGAUAGCUUGUGGCUUUGUUUUCUCUCUCACAUGAAAUAAGGAUUUGAAACGUCCAAAUCGAAUCGCUCAAUUCUGAGUAAAUGAAUAAAAUGCGAUUCAGCCAUUUGAUCUAUGAUCACAUAGACUUGGGAAGCAUCAUCCAAUGGAAAUAGAGCACGUCGGACAGCAAAGGUUGUCCAACACGCAAGCUUUGAUGGCGAUGGAACAGCUCGGGGCAUCAAGAGCAGAGCGAGACUGGAGACACGCCCAGCCCGAAUGAUUGAUGAUUCUUUUGCCGUACGAUUUGAAGACUUUGUUCCCACUAGAUCUCGGGCGCAGGAUGAAACACUGGACCCUGCAGCAGAGUAGAGGACCCCCAGAAGAAAACACCACCACCACCACCACCACCUUCUUCUUCUUCUUCUUCUUCUUCUUCUUCUUCGAAGCCAUUCACUUCCCCUGCAGAAAAGCAAUAAUGGGCUGCACAGAAUAGUGCUUCCUUUUCGUCACUUUUCUUUUCCCUUCACUUUCAUGUGCCUACAAAUCGUAAUUUUUACGUCUCCCUCGCUCUAGACUAGAAAGUUUUACAUUUCUUGUGCUCCCAAAGUCAAAACUUUUGCAAUCUGUCUCUGUUUACCUUUUAUGCUUGUGAAGCUUUCAACCCAGUUUCUCUUUUUUCAUGAAUCCCAGUUGAUUUGGCCUAAUUUUCUUGUCUCUUCUCCUUUGACUAUCUAUCAGCCCAUCAAGGAAGCAGCUGCCAUGGGAGACAGAGGAAAGGCUCUGGAAGUUUACAGCAACGACAUGGACUUCUAUUCAAUUGCUUCUGAAUUCCUCUGUAAGAAACACAUUUCCUCUUCCUCUGUUGGAGUAUGUGCUGAUUGCUUGAAAGAUCGGUUGAUCAAACUGGUUUGUUCUGAUUGUGGCGAGCAGAGGCUCUCCUCUUGCUCCUGCUCUGAAAUCUCAUCUAAUCGAAAUUCUUGUACGUUGGAAGUAGGAAGUGUUGGGAGAGUUUCGUUUUUGAUAGAGAAUGAGAGAAAUGGCGUUUCUUUGUUGGGUUUGAUGAAGCCCAAGAUUAAGAAAAGGGAGGAGGUUGUGCUGCUAGAGAGAAGCAGUAGUAGCUGUGUGGAGAUUAAGAAAAGUGGGUUUUGGAGGAUCGGGAAAUUUUUCAGGAAGAAGAGGGAGAAGGGAUCUGGGUUUGAUGAAAAGAGUGAUAUUUGUAUGGUUGAUUACAUGGGUGUGUCCAGGUCUAGAUCUCUCUGUAGUUUUCGUGGUGGUGGGUUUCUCGGGUCGGAGGACGGCGGAGACAUGGUGGUUUCCGGUGGCCGGAGCUCGAUUUCUGGUGCUAGAACUUCGAGUGUCAAUGGAGGACUCGUCUGUGAUUCCGCUAGAAGAAGUGGAUUCAGCGAAACAGAGCCAAGAAAAAGUGGUUUUGAGAGUGAUCACAGAGAAUGUGGGAAUUACGAAAGCGAUCAUAAUGGGUUUAGUUUAGCAAACAGGCGUGUUUUCUCUCUAAAAGAGAGCGAUUUUAAUGGAACGGACGAAUCUGGGUUCAUAGAUUUCAAGCUGGAUUUCACCUCAGAAACAAAGCCAGAGUACUCUGUUCCCAAAACAGGCAUCGGAGCCGGAGGAGGAUUGGGUUUGGGCGCUCUCUCAAACCCCAACUCUUCAUUUAGAAGCACGAGAGGUUUUGACACGGCGGCAGCGGCGGCGCAUGAAUGCAGCAGAGGGCUGUCCAAUGGCGGCGGAGGCUCCUGCAGGAUAACAGUUAGUGACAGAGGGAUAAAGAAGGGGAGGAAAAGCUUGAAAGCAUUGAAAUGGCUAUUCAAGCAUUCACCAAACUGGGCAAACGCAACUCCGAGGAAGAAGGAAGAAGAUUUGAUAUCUCAAGCUUGAAUUCAGUAAGAACAAAUGAAAGUUUCUUUCUUUGUUAUCUUUUUCUGUGUUUCUGCCAUCUUUACAAAUAUAGUUGGUAAUUGUUCUAAAGUUCUUAAGCCA